Nothoprocta perdicaria is the source of this 1396-nucleotide messenger RNA. It is a transcript of the gene GHRHR, whose product is annotated as growth hormone releasing hormone receptor. Gene Ontology annotation, molecular function: peptide hormone binding; G protein-coupled peptide receptor activity; growth factor binding. Bases 1 to 1272 code for a protein of 423 amino acids. Lineage: Eukaryota; Metazoa; Chordata; Aves; Tinamiformes; Tinamidae. Gene Ontology annotation, cellular component: plasma membrane. Gene Ontology annotation, biological process: positive regulation of cell population proliferation; cell surface receptor signaling pathway; adenylate cyclase-activating G protein-coupled receptor signaling pathway. The transcript has 13 exons. The record is from RefSeq and is a predicted model, not a curated record.
AUGAACUGUAGUGUCUUAUUCCAUUGUGCGUUGUACACCCUGAGCCUUGCAGUUCUUGUUUCUGGGAAUGUUCAUCCAGAAUGUGAUUUUAUAACUGAACUGAAGAAAAAGGAAGUCGAAUGUUUAAAGGACUCAGAAAAGCAUGGAAAUGCAACACCAGGUUGUAAGAGAAGCUGGGACAAGCUACUGUGCUGGCCAGAGGCAGAUGCUGGAGAAACUCUUGUUUUACCCUGCCCAAAUAUCCUCUUUCACUUCAUGAAGGAGCCAGUGGGGCUAGUGAGAAGGAAUUGCACAAAGAAAGGCUGGUCUGACCCAUUUCCUUCCUACCAUAUUGCUUGUCCAGUUGAAGAUGAGAUCCCGUUCGAAGAACAAUCCUACUUUUCUGCUAUAAAGAUCAUCUAUACUGUAGGAUACAGUAUAUCUAUCACCUCACUUACUAUUGCUGUGACAGUUCUUAUUGCAUUCAGGAGACUUCGCUGUCCCAGAAAUUAUAUCCACAUACAGCUCUUUUUCACUUUUAUCUUAAAAGCUAUUGCCAUUUUCAUUAAAGAUGCUGUUCUUUUCCAAGAGGAGGAUAUUGACCAUUGUAGACUCUCUACGACUGAAUGCAAGAUCUCAGUUGUUUUCUGCCACUACUUUGUGAUGACCAAUUUCAUGUGGCUGCUAGUAGAGGCACUUUAUCUAAACUGUCUCCUGCUAUCAUCCCUUUCUCAUGGAAGAAGAUAUUUUUGGUGGCUUGUUCUGUUUGGCUGGGGUUUCCCAACACUAUUCACCCUCAUAUGGAUAUUAGCAAAAUUCUACUUUGAAGACACAGCAUGCUGGGAUAUUAACCAGGGAUCUCCUUAUUGGUGGCUAAUCAAAGGACCUAUUAUAAUUUCUGUUGGGGUCAAUUUCAUGCUGUUUAUCAACAUCAUCAGAAUUUUGCUGAAAAAACUAGAUCCCAGACAAAUCAACUUCAAUAACUCAUCUCAGUACAGACGUCUCUCAAGAUCAACUUUGCUUUUAAUUCCGUUGUUUGGAACCCAUUAUAUUGUCUUCAACUUUCUUCCGGAAUACACCAGCUUUGGAGUCCGGCUUUAUUUAGAGUUGUGUAUUGGAUCCUUUCAGGGGUUUAUUGUAGCAGUUCUCUACUGUUUCCUGAACCAAGAGGUGCAAACGGAAAUUGGUCGGAGAUGGCACGGUGAGAGAUACGGACUUAUGCCUAUGUGGAGGAGGACAAGAUGGACUAUGCCUUCUAGUUCUGGAAUAAAAAUGACCACAUCUGUCUGCUAAAUACAGCUUCAAGAUCUGGAAUAGUGACAUAAGAGCCUGAAUGUGAUUAGGGAAAAACUCUUACUGAUUACAGCUUAAUAUUGUCUGUGCAACUUGGAGGAGUAUCUAAUUCUGCAAAAGUUCU